Trichoplusia ni (cabbage looper) is the source of this 2565-nucleotide messenger RNA. RefSeq names its product DNA repair and recombination protein RAD54-like (gene okr). The record is from RefSeq and is a predicted model, not a curated record. Gene Ontology annotation, molecular function: DNA translocase activity; ATP binding; ATP-dependent chromatin remodeler activity. Bases 144 to 2444 code for a protein of 766 amino acids. Lineage: Eukaryota; Metazoa; Arthropoda; Insecta; Lepidoptera; Noctuidae. Gene Ontology annotation, biological process: double-strand break repair via synthesis-dependent strand annealing; reciprocal meiotic recombination. Gene Ontology annotation, cellular component: nucleus. The transcript has a single exon.
UGUUGGCAGCACUGGCUAACGAACUGUCAAUAUUAAAAUUAUUUACACAUUUUCAAAACAAGUUAAAGCAUGAAAUAAGUGUUUUUGUUUGGCGUUGUGUAAGUUGUGUUUAACUUAAUGGUGCAUAAGAAAGAAUAACAAAUAUGCGGCGCAGUUUAGCGCCGAGCCAGAUUGGCUCCGGCGAAAACGUCUUCAAAAGCCCAAUACUUGAAUCGAAACGAAAUAAGCGGCGGGAAUGUACGAAGAUAGCUCUGACACAGAAGUCUGCUUCUCAAGCAUUAUCCACUUCUGAACACGAAGAAUUGAUUCGACAGAUACUUAUUAAGCCAUUCAAAGUACCUAUACCCAACUAUGUUUCGUCGUAUUGCGGUAAAAGUUUGGGCCUCAAGAGGACACAGGUUAGGCGCGCUUUACACGAUCCUGACGAACCAAACGCUCUCGUCCUGUACCGACCGCCGUACAUCCCGGAACACGAGAAGAUGAAGAUGAACCCUAACGACAUAAAAGUGGCUGUUGUAGUCGACCCAGUGCUGGGAAAUAUCCUACGACCGCAUCAGAGAGACGGUGUGAAGUUCAUGUACGACUGUGUCACAGGAAACCAAAUAGAGAACGCGUAUGGCUGUAUCAUGGCAGACGAAAUGGGUUUAGGUAAGACCUUACAAUGUAUCACUUUGCUAUGGACUCUGUUAAGGCAAGGACCAGACUGCAAACCAACAAUUUGUAAAGCUGUUAUUGUCUGCCCAAGUAGUUUGGUCAAGAAUUGGUAUAAUGAGAUACAUAAGUGGUUGGGUCAAAGGAUAAAUGCUCUAGCUAUGGAUGGAGGAUCUAAAGCUGAUAUAACUCUAAAGUUGCAGCAGUAUAUGAACACAUUCACAACCACCAGAGUUGCUACCCCAGUGCUCAUCAUCUCAUAUGAAACAUUCAGAAUUUAUUCCAACAUUUUACACUCAUCUGAAGUUGGAUUAGUAUUGUGUGAUGAAGGACACAGAUUGAAGAACAGUGAGAACCAGACUUACCAAGCAUUAAUGGGUCUAAAAGCUAAAAGAAGAAUUUUAAUAUCAGGAACACCUAUCCAGAACGAUUUAACAGAAUAUUUCAGUUUAGUUCACUUUGUCAAUGAAGGAAUUCUUGGUACAGCACAAGAAUUUAAGAAACGGUAUGAAAAUGCCAUUCUGAGAGGCCAAGAUGCAUUAGCUACUGCUGCAGAAAGAGAGAGAGCACAGGAAUGUCUACAAACUUUAACAUCCAUAGUCAACAAAUGUAUGAUUCGCAGAACAAGCAGUUUACUCACUAAAUACUUGCCGGUUAAGUUUGAACAGGUCAUAUGUGUGAAGAUGACUCCCCUUCAGACACAGCUUUAUAAGAACUUCAUCAACUCUGAUGCCAUUCGCAACAAGUUUAGUGGAACGGGCGAAAAGAACACCAGCACCCUGAGUGCUCUUUCUAGUAUAACUACACUCAAAAAGCUCUGCAAUCAUCCAGACUUAGUUUAUGAUAAAAUUGUUGAAAGAUCUGAAGGCUUUGAGAAAGCGCUUAGUUUGUUACCAAGUAAUUAUGACACAAAAGAUGUGAAACCUGAGUUAUCAGGAAAACUGAUGAUCUUAGAUUGUAUGUUAGCCAACUUGAAAACUAACACAGAUGAUAAAAUCGUGCUUGUUUCCAAUUAUACACAGACAUUGGAUCUAUUUGAAAAAUUAUGUAGAAAGAGAGGUUAUCAAUAUGUCAGACUUGAUGGUUCUAUGACAAUAAAAAAACGCGCAAAAGUAGUAGAAAGUUUCAACAAUAAGGAAAAUAAAGAAUGGAUAUUUAUGUUAAGUUCUAAAGCUGGUGGUUGUGGUCUUAAUCUUAUAGGUGCUAACCGGUUAAUCAUGUUUGAUCCUGACUGGAAUCCUGCAAAUGAUGACCAAGCAAUGGCAAGAGUUUGGCGAGAUGGGCAAAAGAAACCUUGUUUCAUUUAUAGAUUAUUAGCAACUGGAACCAUUGAGGAGAAGAUUUUCCAAAGACAAGCACACAAGAAGGCACUAAGUGAUACUGUAGUUGAUCAAAAUGAGGAGUCUCUGAGGCAUUUCACUUCUGAAGACUUAAAAGAUCUGUUUAGAUUAGAAGAAAACACGUUAUCUGACACUCACAGUAAAUUUAAAUGCCGCAGAUGUGUCAACAACAUCCAAGUAACAUUACCUCCAGAAAAUUCAGACUGCACCUCUGAUUUGUCCAAUUGGUACCACUGUGCUGACAAGAAAAACCUAGCUGAUAUGGUGCUAAAGCAAUGCUGGGAUCUAGCAAAGACUAUUUCCUUUGUAUUCCAUCAUAGGUCCGCUCAGACUGAAGCAGAAAAGCCUGUUGAAGAAGAAAAAGAGAAUAUUCCAGAACCGAAAAGAAGGAAGGUAGAAAUAGAAGAGGAUUACUCUGAGCCUGAUGAUAGUGCUGACGAAGAUUAUGAAUAAUGUGAAUAUUGUUGUAUUAAUAAUAAUAAUAUGCUGGACGUUUAGCCAGACAGGAAAUUAUGUUGAUUGUAUAUAAAUAUUAUGUUCUAAGUUAUUAUGCGAAUUAAACAAUAUAUUGAUA